AUGGAUACAGGAGGAUCAAGGAGUAAAAGGCCUUCAUCUCAAAGUAUUAGCUCUAGUGGAACUUGUGAAAGUCUAGCUACAGCAGUAUCAGUAGCAGCAUCAGUGAUGGGUUCUUCUGCUCCAAAUGUUGACACCAGUUGCAGUGGUAGUGGCGCUGGCGCACCAGCAACAACCACAACUCCAGCGACCACAACUCCAAUUAAUGUCGAUGAUGAUGAUGAUGAGCAGGCUCACCUUUCUGGCAAGAGGUUCAAGAAAUGUACAUUGUCUGUUUGGAAGUAUUUCACCAAGAAAAAGGAGGUUUCAGAGAGAUACAGAGCUGAGGGCGUAUGUGGGACGACUGCAUUCAAGAACCAUUUGAAGUCAAAGCACAGUAUUGUGGAGGGACAACAACAACUUAAAGUUGGAAGGCAUACUGGUGCAAAGUUGUCUGAGUCAUUCACUGAACUUAUGGUUAAAUGGUACAUUGGAAAUAGACUGUUUGCUUUGACUUUGGAUAAUGCUAGUUCAAAUGAAGUGGCUGUCAACGAUAUAAUUUCAGAUCUGAAAGAGAAUGCUAAUAGUUCCCUAGUUUGUGAUGGGAUGUUUUUUCAUGUUCGAUGUGCCCGCCAUAUUCUCAAUUUGAGAUGGGUUGAAAGUCAUUUCAGGAACAAUCAGCAAGUGGGAAGAGCUUAUGAUGCGUGCCACCGAAGCUGGGUUGAAUACAAAGAGGGGUAUCUUGAUGGAUGUUUCAACCAGCAGUCCAACAUUGCUCUAGCUGUAGCCCGUUUUCUUGAUCCUAGGUAUAAGAAAAGGCUGAUAGAGUACUACAUGAAGAAGUUCUAUGGUGAUCAUUAUCAAGUUGAACUUGAUGAGUUUGUUACUGUGGUAAAAAAACUGUACAACUUUUAUGUUAAUUCUGCUCCUGCAUCAUCAAAGAAAAAUAGUAAAGGGGCUGCACGUGGACCUAGUAACAUAGCUGAUAUAUUAAUGGGAAAUAUAGACCAUGACCUAGAAGAAUUCUUAUAUGAUGCAAGUGAACCUGCUAUGGUUGAGUCAAAUGAGUUGGAGAGGUAUAUUGUAGAACCACUUCUGAAAAUUGUUGAUUCUAAAAUGGUUGGAUCAAUUGUGAGUGAUCUUGAGGUUGAGGCUUUGGCUAAUGUUGUGGCUAAACUGAAAAUUGAGGAAAAGGACAAGGAGGAGGAUGAGGACAAUGAGGAAGCAAAAGACAUGGAAAGUGAUCCUGACCUCAUGGAUGAUGCUGAUGAACUAUAG
Messenger RNA from Miscanthus lutarioriparius, 1254 nucleotides. Lineage: Eukaryota; Viridiplantae; Streptophyta; Magnoliopsida; Poales; Poaceae. The record is from the annotation of a GenBank genome assembly.